AGCCUGCGAAGUGAAGAUGUGGGGCCUUCCGCAGCAAAAGCUACUGCUGUAGCGCACUCACAGCCCGUUAAGAGGCCUUCCAAGAGGAUAGCUACAGAACCUGCCCCAGGCAUCUGUCAAAAGUUGCAGGAAAUCCAGAAAGGUAACCAAUCACCAAAUGCAUUUGAUUUGCAAAGGAAACAUUUUGAAAAUAUCAAAGAUAAUUGGCGUGAAAAUGAGAUCAAUAACAAAGUUCAGUUGGAAAGGCAGAGGGAAAUGGAGCUGCUGAUGAACAGAUUCAAGAAGCCAGUUCGUACUCAGGAGGAGACUAAAAAUACUUCAGCAACACAUCAGUCAACUAUGCGUGAGAGAUUAAGGGACCCAGAGGAGUCUGAGACUGAGUAUGCAGAGAGUGAAAAUUCCUAUGCUGAUUCCACAACAUCAGAAGACACUUGUGUCACGUCAGCACCAGCAGGACCUCCCAAGCCUCCCCGACUAUACCUAGAGUCCUCAUCCUCAGCCUCCUCUGGAGCCAUCACAUCCCCUCCUGUUCCUGUUUCUCCUGCCAAAGAAAUCCCUGGGGGGUAUCACUACUCUCCACCCACCAGGCUUAACUCAACUGAGAUUGAAGAGGUGUCUCCAAAGAAGGAAUUUGUUCCACGGAUCAAGCCAGGCUGCCUUUUCCCAUCAUUGUCAGAUAUUGAGUCUCAGUCAGAAGCUGUGGAUAGCCAAGAUGAAGAUGAUAUUGCUGAUUCCAGCUUUGCUGAGAGUAUCUUGACCUGCACUUCCAUGGAGAGCCUUGGACAGAAGAUACAGCAGGCUGCACACACUGGCAUCACCAAACAGUUGUCUACUAUUGCAGAAAGGACAGAAAUAAACAACUCACAUUUUGACUAUGAGACUGGAAUGUCAGCAAGCACAAUGGAAGCAGUUGCUGCCAUUGAUGAUGCUAUAGAUGAAGCCCUAGAUGAUGAGCCAACACCCCCUAAGAGGCAGUGUCCACAAGAGGAAAUAGUUAUUAGUACUUACAAAACCCCGAAGCUGAAUCAUAACUCCCCAAGCAAGAUUGAGGACAGUGGAAAUACCCUUGCUCACAGCUUAUCCAUGUAUCGCAAACAGAAACCAGAAGUGACGUACACACCAGUGAGGCAAAUAGUUCGUCGUCCUGAUUUGAGGUCUCCAACACCAGAGCCAGCAGUGAGUCCUUCUGUCACUGUUAGUGCACGAAUCAGGGAACUCCAGGAGGAGGUGGAAGAACAGCAGCGUGUAAUAUCACAGGCAUCCAAUGCCAUCACAGUGGUACUGCAACGUGUGGAACAGCAAGGUACUCCACAGCAUGUUGAGGCCGAGAAGCUGCUGCUGUUAGCUAGUCAGAAAAGGCAGACUGCUCUCAAUGAGAUCCAGAGAUUGAAGACUGAGGGUGCCUUGGCUCAGCGCAGUUGGCCAGGGGAUGAGGAUUGCUGCCAGGGCUCCAUCAGCAUAUCCAGGAUAUCAGUACCUCUCAAGCAGGACUUCAUCAAGAAGGGAAUCAAUGGUGACACCAUUUAUCAUCUGAUGGUCCUUGUGAAACACCGGGAUCAGGUCAUAUCCUCGCAGCUGCUGACAACACCUGAGUGUGUGGUUGAUGGUGCUGUCACCUUCCCAAAUCUGAUGUCUCUGCAUCAUCUUACUUCUGACUUCAACAUUGCACUGGAAGUCUAUGCCCUGAGCACAAUUCAUCACCGGAACCUUAGCAUAAAAAAGGAGCAAAGCCGCAUGAAGCUAACCCCAUUGAAGAGGUUGCAGAAGAAUGACUCACGUGUGGCAUCCCCCUCUGUGCAGUCUCCUGGCGGCCCGUUUGCUGUUCGUAGCUCCUCUUUCCAGCUUGUUGGCUUCACUCACUUGAACAUUUCUACUCUCACCAGGAAUGCUUGGACACUUGAAAAGGUCCCUUUUUCCUCCCCAUUGGAUGGCCAUCUGCUGAUGAACGUGAGUUGUAGCUUUGAGGGAGGCAUCACAGAGAGAGGUUUCCUCACAAUGUUUGAGGAUGUUGGGGGCUUUGGUGCUUGGAACAGAAGGUGGUGUGUCCUCAGUGGAAUGCACCUUCGGUACUGGAGAUAUCCAGAUGAUGAGACCAAGAAGGAUGCCAUUGGACAGAUUGACCUCCGUAGAUGCACAACACGGCGUGUAGAGCUUGUGGCUAGGGAUGUCUGUGCCCGUCAGCAUACCUUCCAGUUGACCUGCAUGCGUCCUGCAUACAGUGGGGAUAUUAAUAACCUUGUGCAAGAGAUUCAUGGUUCUGCUCUUGUUAGCAAGUUGCUCUUGUCUGCAGACAGCAAGGAAGAAAGAAUACUGUGGUGCAACAAACUUAACAAGGCUUUGGCUAACAUCAGGGCUUGGGAUCCUGAUGCUCUUAGGCCAGAGGAUUACCAAGUAUAAUAGCCACAUCACUUUAAGGAUAUUUGCAGCUUGAAUAACAAAAGUUUGCUUUUGAGAAAUUAACACAAAUCUCUUAGGCCAAAUGAUUAAAUUUAGAACAGCAGGCACUUAUUUGCCUUUUAGUUUUCAGACAGGAAAGUGAGUGCUUUGCCAAAUUUGUAGAUGUUUAUAUAAAACUGGUUGCCUGAAAAUGAUAGGAAACAAAUUAAUUUAUGAUGGAAUAUAUAUAUAUUGUAUAGCAAAGAUGCUUUUUAUGAACAUACUUCUUUUCUUCAUAUGCUUUAUUACAAUGAUUUUCUUUUAUUGUAGUGGGAUUUAUUUAUACUUUAAUAUUAUGUAGUAUAUGUUACUAAUCACUUGUCAUAUAUCAGUUUCUGAAUAAUGGCAAAUUAUCCAAAGGAAUAUUUGUUGGACACAUCUGUGCUUGCAUUUAAUCUGUGAAAAUGAGCAGAUUGAAUCAGAUAUUGUUCUUUUGUCUCUGUAACUGAAAUGCAGUACUUGAUUUUACAAAGUAAUUCAUACCUCACUCCUCCCUAGCCAUACAGUUUGAUGACAUUGUUGAUUACAUAGAGGCAGUACAGUAUCUAGUUUAUACUUUUGGGGGACAGGAUUUUGAAUUUGUUGAGAGAUUUCUAUAUAACCUUAUAAACUAGAUAUUUUUUCAUAUGAGUGCUGAUCGAUAUAUUGAAGAUUACAUGUGGAUAACUUUCCUUCAGUUUAUUUAUAACAUCUUAGUAGGUUGAGAAUAUCCCUUAUACAGUCUGUCAUAUUGUAAUAAAACUAGUAAAAA
This is a messenger RNA of Penaeus monodon (black tiger shrimp), 3187 nucleotides long. Its product is annotated as anillin-like. Gene Ontology annotation, biological process: septin ring organization; mitotic cytokinesis; actomyosin contractile ring assembly. Lineage: Eukaryota; Metazoa; Arthropoda; Malacostraca; Decapoda; Penaeidae. The record is from RefSeq and is a predicted model, not a curated record. Gene Ontology annotation, cellular component: actomyosin contractile ring.